Messenger RNA from Ixodes scapularis (black-legged tick), 3678 nucleotides. RefSeq lists its product as uncharacterized. NCBI's taxonomy places the organism in Eukaryota, Metazoa, Arthropoda, Arachnida, Ixodida, Ixodidae. The record is from RefSeq and is a predicted model, not a curated record. The transcript has 9 exons. The coding region runs from base 263 to 2353 and encodes 696 amino acids.
UUGGGUACCUGUAUAAAAGAUAUAAAGUUCUGCAAAUACCUGCUCAAUAAAGGGUAUCUUUUCCAUAAAUAUUGCCGUCCCAACAACAUAAAUGCUUGAAAAACGUAGUAUCAAUUACAGAAAUUUUUAGUGGCGCCAUCUACCCGAGGUCAAUAAAACCGACAGCUCGAGCAGCAUCAGCGGCUAGCACGAGGAGCCGAACGAGCGCUUUGGUUUGGUUUUCCGCCGUGUCGAUCUCGACUUCGAACGUCGCCGCUCGGCAAUGCCGACCGGGUGCUCCGUUCUCCUGUGUCCUAACCGGACUGCACAAAGCCCUCUUGUCCGUGCUAAAAAGCUCCAGUUCCAUCUUUUACCACGCGAAGAACGUCUCAGAAGUGAGUGGUGUGGAAGGAUUGGUAGAAGGGACCCUGGACAGGCAGACGUGCGCGUGUGCUCCGAACACUUCGACAGCGACCGCGACUACCGUCGCCUGCCAAGUGUUCUUCGCGAUGCCGGGCAGACGAUGAAGAACGUCUACCUGAAGCCAGAUGCUAUUCCUUCGCUCCGACUGCCCCCCACUGCGAAGCGCCUCUCCCCUGCCAAGGACCCAGCCGUGCCAACGUCGAAGCGCCGAAGAACUGAGAACGAUGAGCCGGUGGAGGUGGAUUGCUUCGAGAGGACCACACCUCGCGAGCACAGCUGUCAUUGUCGUCACCGACCGGCGACACGCGACACAGCGGUCCAGGCCGACCUGCAUGAAAAUCCGGGACCCGCACAGACUCCGAGGCCGCCUGGCACGAAGGACAGUUCUGUGGGCACAGACCGAUGGCUGGGAAAGCGAUCUACCGGCACGCAGUGGAAUUCCUACGCCAAAGGUAUCACCGCCCACUGGGUACAGACCGAGGACUUGGAGACACCCGACAGUAGCAGCACCACUGCCGGCAGCAACAGCACAACCACUGCCGCAGCCUUCGCCUCCACCACCACUACCUCUGCAGUGCCACCGCGAAGACCGGGCCCAGCAUGUGCAAUGAGCCCUGUCCUCAGUGAUUCGGACGAGGAGGAGGAGGAAGAAGAGGACGACGACGACGGCGACGACUGCGACGAUGACCCUCUGUGGGAGCCACCCACCAAAGGAGGCUUUGUCGAGAGUGCCACCACUGUGUCCGGAGAGCCAGACUACAAAGAACGAAAGUUCCUCGUGUUUGAGAGCAGCCUGCGGCAGUUGUUUGCGGUCUGCCAGACGUGCUACAGCCCCUGCAGUGUGUCACUGAGCACGAUUGGCACGCUCCUGACGGUGCACACCUCUUGCCCCGCUGGGCAUAAGAACCGUUGGGACAGUCAGCCCUACAUCAACGGCAGGCCUCUGGGGAACCUCCUCAUCACCAGCUUCGUCCUGUUCACGGGGGCCUCCCCAACCAUCACGCUGCGCCUGCUCCGCCUAAUGAACAUCGUGGUGAUCUCAAUGAAGACAUACACAAACUACCAGCGGGCAAUUUUGAUCCCAGCUGUUGAACAGGUGUGGGAGGAGGAGCAGGAGAAGCUGUUGGGAGAGCUCCGUGACCAACCCCUUGACCUUGCUGGUGACGGGAGGUGCGACUCCCCAGGCUACAGCGCAAAAUAUCUGACGUACUCUCUUCAUGCACCCCACGUGAACAAGAUCGUUCACUUAGAACAGGUUCAGGUAGGAGAGUGUGAGGCGGUUCCCAACAGUGGAAGUAUGGAGAAGGAAGGCCUGAUCAGGUCCCUGGCCUUUGCAAGGGAGAAGGAGCUGACAGUGCGGUCCCUGGCCACGGACAGGCACCGCUCAAUCGCCAAGCACAUGAGGGAGAAAGAGCCGGCUGUCCUCCACUUCUUCGACGUCUGGCAUGUGUCAAAGAGUGUCAAGAAGAGCCUUAACGCAGCCAGCAAGAGCCAUGACUGUGGCUCGCUGGUUGGGUGGGCACAGCCGGCGGUCAACCACAUGUACUGGUGUGCGACGGCGAGCCGGGGCAACCCUGACCUGCUGGUGGGUGCCUGGUCGAGCAUGACAAGGCACGUGGUCGACGUCCAUGCAGACCACCCCGGGAUGUACACCAAGUGCCUUCAUGAGCCCAUCGAAGAUGGUGAAUGGCUGGUGCCAGACACACCUGCCCAUGCCAGGUUUGUGGACGUCGUGUCCAGCAAGUCCCUACUCAAGGACCUGCGCCAGCUUUCCCCUGACACACAAACCUAUGGAUUGGAAUCUUUCCAUAGUGUGCUCAACCGCUUUGCACCCAAGUGGGCUGCCUUUCGCACAAAAGGCAUGCUCGCCAGAUUACGUCGGAAAGCUCGUGGCUCGGGCCGUGGCAAUCUGCAAGGACAUCGGACCUCUGAGGGAGGUCUUCAAGCUUGAUGCGAGGACGCCGCGUCUGCCAAACCUGAACCGGAGCUGCGACAGACCACCAAAGGAGGAUCUGGUUGCUGCCAGAAUCAGCCGUUUUGGAAAGAAGGCGCCCAACGCAACGGAGUAAUGGUUUGCUUUGCAAGCACAAUACCAGCGCACUCCACUUGCUGGUUGAGUUCUUGUUGCAGUUGGGGCUGUUGUAACAUGAGAUGGAGUGGGGCUCUGGUCGCUCGCACUGUGUAUUUGAGGAAGCUGGCAUUUUGCCUGACGACUUUUCCGUUUCGAGAUGCCUUGAUGCAGGAUCCUCGGAAUGAGAUAACAGUGAAAGACCUGGGGUCAUAAAAUGGGGUGGAUUUGUUGUGCUGCUGUUCUCUGCAGAGCGCGAGUUGACUUGAAAUGAAGUUGUACGUUUGUGCGUAAUGUCACUUGUUGACAUAUGCCUUGUCGUAUCUUUUCCUCGCUGCAUCUGUUUGUUGUGCCUCGAUCUCGGUGUAGCCUUUGUCACCAGGGUUAGGAAGUACUGGUAACAUGUUGCACACUUCCCAGUUCUUUGACAGAUGAGGUGGUGAUGGCUUGGUGUUCACUGCGAGCACCUUUCUUUUGUUUUCGUCGGGCUGCUAGAGUUUUGUUUUAUGAUGCUGACGUUGUGCUUCGCCUCUUCGAAUAGCCGGCCUUGCUUGAGUAUUCCUUGUACGUCGAGGUCGUGUUGUAUGGUAUAGCGGCGCAGCCUUGAGGACUUUGUCGUGAUGAGGAUCUGGUUUUUAAUCUCGGUGUCCAGGCCAACGAACACACAGUGCCUCGCAAGCUGCCGCAGUCAAGCGUAAAACAGGUUGAGUGACUCGCUUCCCACCUGCUUCGUCUGCUGAAAGCGGUAAACUUCGAAGCUCGUAGUUACCUGGGGUAGGAGUAAGCGUCGAGCUUCCUGCGUGUAGCUGUGUAUAGAGCAGUUGUGUCGCUGCAGAACUUUGCUGCGGUUGAGACAGGCGCAGUCACUGGAGGUUCUGGUAGCAUGCAGCAAGUGUCGUAGAGGUCUUCUCCGAUAUAGUGCAACUGAAAGGCGGUGUUCCUGGCAUCAUUUUGAUUCCACAGGCGACCACAAAGUCCUCGAACCGUUUUACCCACAUUGACCACUCAGUGCCGACAUUAUUGGUAUCAGUGACACGAGCGUCAAAGGAGGGAAAUGGGGGGGAGCACGCCUUAGUCCAUCUUGCUAGGCAGGUGUCAUUUGUUGGAUGCGUCGGGGUCCAUUCCACUUCAUUGCAGGGCGAUCCUUAUGCUGUUCUUGCACAUUUUCUUGGCCAUUUGUAGCGUUGUCUGCGUUUAGGAGGGAUGAA